This is a messenger RNA of Vanderwaltozyma polyspora DSM 70294, 1191 nucleotides long. It is a transcript of the gene MFT1, whose product is annotated as Mft1p. The transcript has a single exon. Bases 1 to 1191 code for a protein of 396 amino acids. The record is from RefSeq and is a predicted model, not a curated record. NCBI's taxonomy places the organism in Eukaryota, Fungi, Ascomycota, Saccharomycetes, Saccharomycetales, Saccharomycetaceae.
AUGGUUUCGACGGUAUCUUUGACAGCUCAACAAGUCAGGCUUGUUAAUAUGAAAGUUGACUAUAGUGAGAAUGAUUCGUCUUUUAACUCAUAUUUAGAUGUGGUGAAUAAGGUCAUGAAGCUAUCUAACACGAUUUUGAGAGGUGAAUUACCUGAAGAUGGUGAUGGAAGCUCAGAAAAUAGUCAAAAAGUAAAUUUUGAUAAAGAUUCUAUAAAAGAACUUAAACAGUUGGCAGAACUAAGGUAUCUAGAAUUGCAAACCUCAUUGGAAACUAAGAAAACUAUUUAUGAGAAUUGGGAACAAUCUAAUGAGUCGAUAGUGAAAAGGUUGUCUAGUGAUGCAUUGAACAAAAAUAAACCAAUGUUGGAAAAAUAUAAAUCAGAAUUACAACAAAGGAUGUUCAGAAUACGAGAAAUGUACAAUGCUGUGAAAAAGAUCAAUAGAGAAGUUGAAGCGUUGGUCGUGUCCAAGACGACCUUGAUGGUAACGUAUCAAGAAUGGGUAGAUAAGUUGGGGAAAGAAUUUACAGAUAAACUGAUUGCAAGACAAUAUUUAAAGCCUUUUAAUAGAGAAGUUGAAGGCAAGUAUAAAGUGUUUGAUAACUUUAAUAGAACUCCUGAGGAAUUGAAGAAAAGUAAUGAAGCCAUGAAAGUCGAUAUAGAAAAAUUAACAGUAGACUUAACAGAAUAUAAAGAUAAAUGGCUGAAAGAUGCUGACGUAUUUUCAAAGGUAUCAUCAUUGUUAAUGCAAGAAUUGGAAAAUAGAAAUAUCAAAUUGGAUACAAAUGAGGAAGAGGAAGAGGAAGAAGAUGAAGAAGAGGAUGAAGACCGUAGGAGAUACUUAUUAAAUAAGGAAAUAGAGGGAGAAAUGGAUAAUGAGAUGAACAAUGAAAUUGAAGACGAAAUGGCAGAUAUGGAAUUAGAUAAUGACAUAAAUGAAGACCCUGAAGGUGAUAUGGAUGAUGAAGAUGAAGAACAUGAAGAACAUGACGGAAAUAUUACAUCAGAAGAACAGGAUGAUGAGGCUCUAUCCGAGGAACAUCUCGAUGAUGAGCAUGUUUCUGAAGAACCCAUGGAUGAACCAACUCCAGAGGGAUCGGGCUCUCCAGAAGAGUUGAAAGAUGGGUCCAACGAUAUUCCAGUUGAUAUAAAUGAAGAAAAGGACUAUGGUUCGGAUGUUGAAAUGUCAUGA